AUAAUGCCAGCCGAUCGAGCCAGCAGUACCAGCAGUGCCGUAUGUAAGUCCUGUGUAUUGUACGAUCGAAACUCGAGAACCGACGUAGCUAAAAUACACCGAAUUUGUUUGCAGGUAAAAUCCCAAGGCUUGGUUGUUCAGAGUAAAGUGUGGCGCCCCCGGUUCGGAUGUGGAUUGGGUUGGGGCGGCCCGCGCGCGUUCCACCGCCAUGACGCGCGAAGCCGAGCCUCAUCCAUGUUCCCCAACGCGAACGUCGGCGCACUGAAUCUGCGACUACAACGCCGUCUACCUCUCGAUCCAGAGCAAGUACAGCUUACGCCUAUGGAGGCAGAAUGAAUGAGGAGGAUGACUACGAGAAUGGCGCCAGCUCCGCCGAGGAGGAGGAUGAGCAGGACGACGCCGAUGCCAUGGACGUAGACGAGGAAGACGAUGGCGACGAUGGAGACGACGGCGACAACGAUGACGACGACGGCGAAGGGGACAACGACGACGACGAUCAAGACCAGGACCAGGACGGGGAUCAAGACCAGGACGAGCCAGACAGCCCUGCACAACAUUCGCGCAACCUUAUAUCCAACGGAGGCACAUCUGGCCCAGGAGACGGCAACCCGGCAGUGACACUCACCUCGCCGAGUCCGCGCGCCGGAGCAGCCACGGGUGUUCUAGGCAAUCUCCCCUUCCGCCCAAGCAUGCGACAAGAAGCCCUGAAUGCGCCCGUGUACGACAUCAUUCCCACCAUUGCCGCACCCCACAGCACCUCGAUCAAUGCGAUUACAGCAACGCCCGACAUGCGGUGGGUUUUUACUGGCGGCGCAGACGGCUAUAUAAGGAAAUUCAACUGGGUAGACACCGCCAACGGCAAGCUUGCUCUCACCGUCGCCCAGCGACAUCCUUUUGUCGACUCGGUCACCAAAGCAGGCGUUCUUCUAUCUUAUUGGGAAAACGAGGACCACGCGGGUGCGAAUGAUAAUCUGUCACCAAUCUAUUCGCUUGCGGUGCACCACCAGGCCCUGUGGCUACUCUCCGGCCUGGAUUCUGGAGGUAUUAACCUGCAGACGGUGCGACAUCAAGAAGGGACGAGGGUACAUACUCUCAGGAGCCAUACUUCGGCCGUGUCAGUCUUGACAUUGGCGCAGGAUGAAUUAUCGGUUCUGAGUGGCAGCUGGGACAAGACGAUCAACGACUGGGACUUGAACACUGGCCAAGUCAAGAGGAAAUUUGAGACUAGUGGCGGUCAAAUCUCUGCAAUCGAGCAACGCCCAAUGUCUACACUGCCCAUACCCCAGGAUACAGAAACCAUCCCUCUCGCUAACGGUACAUUUUCUUCGAACAAUUCCGCCCGGCCCAGAGCAAACGGAAGCGUCUCGAAUGGCAUCGACACAAAACCUGUUUUGGUGAAAGAAGAGGGCACCGAGGAUGCCCAGGGCUCGCCGGAUGACUCGCUAUUUGGAGACAAGGACCAAGACUCGUUGUUCGGCGAUGGUGGCCAGGAGAACAACCUGUCCGCGACGCUACCUUCUUUUGGCGAUGACGACGACGAGUUUUCUAGAGCCAUUGCCAAUGGCAUACAGCAGGCCGACGAAGAUGCCAACGCUGACCUUGACAUGCUGGACCUGGGUGGCCCCGUCCAAGAACCUCAAGAGACUAGUGGCGAGGGUAGCAAAGAGGCUGCCACGGGCACCGAGACACAGCCAGACACGAAUGGAACAGCAGACUCGCAGUCAAAUGGCACGCUGAACGGGCUACCGCACGCCGAGGACGUUGAAAAGCCCGUCAACACGUCAGCGAACCAGACGGAGCAGCCGGCGUCGUCUGAAACCACGUUUGUCGAUGCAUCCAUGGACGGAACACUACGCAUCUGGGACCGGCGGCAACCCAACCCCGUGGCACGUAUCACUCCGCCGCGCAACACGCCGCCGUGGUGCAUGAAUGCGUGCUGGUCACCCGACGGCAACUUCAUCUACGCCGGCAGGCGAAACGGCACCGUGGACGAGUACAGCCUGCACAAGAGCCUGCGAGAGCCACGCCGCACUUUCAGGUUUCCCAGUGUCAGUGGUGCCGUGAGUGCCGUGCGGGCUAUGCCUAAUGGGAAACAUCUCGUAUGCGCCUCAUACGACAUCCUUCGACUCUACGAUCUCACGCACGAGGAUACCGGCUCCAAAACCGGUGCGGCUGCAACCCCGUUUCUCAUUGUCCCCGGCCAUCGCACAGGCGUCAUUUCGCAGCUCUAUCUCGACCCCACGUGCACGUUUAUGAUUUCUACCGGUGGCAGUAGGGGCUGGGAGGGCGCAUCCACAGAGGUCUUGCUGGGCUAUGAAAUUGGUAUUCCCGCUUAGCCUUGAUGAGAACUUUUCACCCUCUUCCUUCCUUAUUCUCGUCUCUCUCUCUCUUUC
Exserohilum turcica Et28A is the source of this 2393-nucleotide messenger RNA. RefSeq lists its product as uncharacterized. Bases 333 to 2336 code for a protein of 667 amino acids. Lineage: Eukaryota; Fungi; Ascomycota; Dothideomycetes; Pleosporales; Pleosporaceae. Gene Ontology annotation, biological process: chromatin organization; regulation of transcription by RNA polymerase II. The transcript has 3 exons. The record is from RefSeq and is a predicted model, not a curated record. Gene Ontology annotation, cellular component: SAGA complex. Gene Ontology annotation, molecular function: TBP-class protein binding; transcription coregulator activity.